UGGGAAAUUUAUUUAAAACAUGGCCGUCGCACAGGCCACUCCAUACUUUUGUGUUUCAACUAAAUAUUGAUAGAAAAUUCUUACAAAUGUUAAUAAAAACCUGUUUAAAAUAGUUCGUGUUAGUUUAUGUUUUGAUUGUUAAAGGUUGUAAACAUGUCUCUCUGGGCGAAGGCGCAACAAUUGCCGCAAGAGUGCUUGCAACAAUUGAGAAACUUUUAUGGGAAUCGUUUUCCCAUAGAAGUAAGGCACUAUUUGGCGUCUUAUAUUGAAGAACACUUCUGGAUUGAUCAAAAUCAUGCUCCGGAGGAUCCACAAUAUCAGCAAUAUGUAGCCACAUUAAUAAACGCUCUAAUAUCUGAAAUAGAGACUAGAGCUUCAACUAAUGAUAAUGAAAAUAUGUGGUUGAUUAAAAUUAAGUUAACGGAGGCUGCAAAAGGGUUUAGACAGGAGAAUCCAAUGGAUUUAUUUAAUGUUAUUCGUCAAUGUUUAGCAUUUGAGAUGAAUUUGGUGCAGACUUCCAAUGGAGAGUUUUCCGGAAUCAUGGUACCAAAUUUGGGUGCUGAAACACAAAGAAAAUUAAACAAUUUGCGUUCCAGAAUUUCGGAAACUGCUGAGGAUUUGAGAAAAAUGUCGCAAGAAGGUGAAGCAUUUGCUAUUCAGUAUCAUGAGUGUACCAAAUAUAAUGCUCACAUAAGAAGUCUUCAAAACCAGGCCAACGACCCAAAAUCCAUGCAGAUGGUGCAAGACUGCGAAAGACGUAAAGAAUUAAUCGAAACGGCGUUGAACAACAAAGUCGCCACUCUAAUGCAAAUGAAACUAAGCCUAUCAGAAAAUUUAAAAAGUAUAAUCCAAGAAUUGGGACUCGUGCAAACACACGUACUCGAUGAAGAGUUGAUUAGGUGGAAACGGGAGCAACAGUUGGCCGGCAAUGGCGCGCACUUUAACACAACCACGCUGGACACAAUUCAAGAGUGGUGCGAGAACUUGGCGGAAUUGAUUUGGACUGCCAGGCAACAGAUCAAAGAGACUGAAGCUAUAAAGCAGAAAUUCCCAUUGGAACUGCCCAUACAAGAUAUAUUGCCGCAGCUGCAAGUCGAGGUUACGCAGCUGCUAUCAACGCUGGUGACAUCAACGUUUAUCAUCGAGAAACAGCCGCCGCAAGUCAUGAAAACCAACACGAGGUUCACGGCGACUGUACGGCUUCUAGUCGGGGGGAAAUUGGGGGUGCACAUGUCCCCCCCGCAAGUAAAAGUCACCAUUAUAUCCGAGCAACAAGCCAACAUGCGCAUCAAAAAGGACUCCAACAACAAACUGAGCGAUUCCUCCGGCGAAAUUCUCAACAACACCGGCACGAUGGAGUACCAGCAGACCACCAGGCAGCUGAGCGUCAGCUUCAGGAACAUGCAGCUGAAGAAGAUCAAGCGCGCCGAGAAAAAGGGCACGGAGAGCGUGAUGGACGAGAAGUUCUGCCUGCUGUUUCAAUCGCAAUUUUCCGUCGGCGGUGGGGAGCUGGUUUUCCAAGUGUGGACGCUGGGUUUGCCGGUGGUUGUCAUUGUCCACGGCAAUCAGGAGCCCCACGCAUGGGCCACUGUUACCUGGGACAACGCGUUCAGCGAGCCCGGCAGGGAGCCCUUCAAAGUCCCAGACAAGAUCCCAUGGCCAAAAGUAGCCGAAGCUCUCUCCAUUAAAUUCCAGUCGGCCACCAAUAGAGCUCUAACGGAAGAUAAUUUACGUUUUUUGGCGGAAAAAGCGUUCAGGGGACAAUACAAUGAAAACGCUAAUCCCAUGUUAACAUGGGCGCAGUUCUGUAAAGAACCGCUUUCAGAAAGGAAUUUCACGUUCUGGGAGUGGUUUUUUGCCAUCAUGAAGCUGACCAGGGAACACUUAAAAGGUCCCUGGAUGGAUGGUGCCAUAAUGGGUUUCGUGCGAAAAAACAAGGCCGAAGAAAUGCUGUCGACAAAAUGCAGCGGAACGUUUUUGCUUAGAUUUUCCGACAGCGAGUUGGGCGGUAUUACAAUCGCCUGGGUUUCGGAAAACGGGGAAGUUUUUAGUCUACAGCCGUUCACAUCAAAAGAUAUGACUAUAAGAGCGCUGCCCGAUAGAAUAGCCGAUUUAAAUUAUUUGGUUUGUUUGUAUCCGGACACCCCCAAACAAAUUCCAUUCGAAAAAUAUUACACGCCAUAUACUGAUGCACAAACUACAACUACUGGUUAUGUAAGACCGUUGUUGGUGACUCAUGUCCCAGGUUGGAGUGGUACAACAAAUUAUUCGAAUACAACACCUCAGCAUUAUAUGUCCCACAUGUCCCCAGAUCCCACUCGGGACACGCCAUCCGUUGCAAGCAGUUUCCUACAAUUUUAAUGCUUAGUAGAUUGUAGGUAGUUGUGCGGCGACAAUUUCCAUCGAUUUCUAAACUAUGUGUUAGUUUUCAGAAUAUGCUGAAACUAUAAUCAUAAUAAAAAAAUCUAUUUUGGACCAUAUUUUUUUAUAACACUGUGAGUGAAAAUGCUUUACUUUUAUAUAUUUUCUAUUAAUUAGAGUUAAGUUUUACUUUGUUUAAAUAAGUGUAAUUCCUAUGUAAGAGCUUACUGAUUGAUGUAUUUUUAUAAAUUUUAUCGCAUUUUUAAAUUGUUUAUAUACAUACAUAAAUUUUAUAAGUAUUAUACAAUGUUUUUUAAUUGUUUUAUAUUUACGUAGAUUUUGAUGGAUAACGACAAUACCAUGUGAUUAUGCAACAAAAUAAUCAAAAUUAGGCUGUGUUUCCAAAAUUAUAUCAAACUGUAUUAUAAAAUUUACUCACAUUAUUGUUCGUGUUCCC
This is a messenger RNA of Brassicogethes aeneus, 2818 nucleotides long. The record is from the annotation of a GenBank genome assembly. Lineage: Eukaryota; Metazoa; Arthropoda; Insecta; Coleoptera; Nitidulidae.